UUAUGAUGACAAUGUGACCGUGGCUGCGACUGCAGACGCAACAAACACCUUCGAUCAAGUAGCUGGUACGACCCUCUCAGGUGUGCUUCUCGGGGUCAGCGACAACCGUCUCCAAGGUCAAGGUCAAGUAAAGCGUCGAUCUCACGGCACCGCCGACGAGGCGCAGGGGAGAGGAGUGGGUCAGUUGCUCACCUGGUGAGGAAAAACGCAGCCGUUUGUGGACAGUGAGACUGCGAAAGACUAGCGGUGCUGCGCAGUGAUGGUGCGCUAGCAAGGGCGAGUCCUGCUCUUGGAUGGUCAGGAGGUGCGAUGAGCGAUGCUUCAGAGGAGGGGAAGGCCGGAGGCAAGGAAUGGCUUCUGCUUGCUCGACGGUCGCAAAGCCGCUCCCGGGCGUUCCUGCACUCUUUUCGAUCGGCGAGCAGCAAGGGAGCGGCCUUGUUUGCGCGGCUAAAGUGCCAGAGCCUCGCCAUCAAUUUACAUCGCUACAAAGGGGGAAAGGUCACACAAGACUCGAUAGCCGACAGGCUGGCUUUCAAAGGCUCGAUAGGCGCUGAGUAUCACCCAUUUGAACCUUGGGAGCACACCAUCGCCUUGGCGUGUACAUUGUCAACUGUAGCAGCCCACGCUAGCACAGCGAAGUGGCCAUCGGCAACCCACUCUUGCUCAGUGCCUCGAGCAUCUGCUUCUUCAAGGUUUAGCUCUGAUAGUGUCCGUCGCUUUUUUGUAGCUACAGCGACAAUUUUUGGUCCCCUUCGGCCCCCCUUGAGUACGGACAAAGCGAUUGACGCAACUUCUAGAGCACAUCCACACGGGACAUGCACUCAGCGAAAGGGGCCAGCAGCAGAGUGCGCCAGCACUCGUAGCCGCACCCCUGGAAGCUGCAAAAUUGGGGCCUUGGGUCUCACUGAUUUUACAGACGCGAGCCGUUGUACACAGGAUAGACUGUCCACGAUGUGACCGCGAUUCUUGUCCCCCACAUCAGCACCAUGGUGCAUCAGGGAGACACCACAUGUGUCCCUCGGGUCUAUCGGCAGGCACAGAGGGCGGAGUUUGAAGUCCACAGCACGGACUCACAGGCGUGGUGGAGGAAGGCGAGGACGGGCCUCAGGCAGCCCAGAUCCUGUCCGUACCUUACCUACGCCUUGGCGCGGCAUACGUAUUCGUCAUUGCUGCCUG
Microstroma glucosiphilum is the source of this 1176-nucleotide messenger RNA. RefSeq lists its product as hypothetical. NCBI's taxonomy places the organism in Eukaryota, Fungi, Basidiomycota, Exobasidiomycetes, Microstromatales, Microstromataceae. The transcript is spliced from 2 exons. The coding region runs from base 310 to 957 and encodes 215 amino acids. The record is from RefSeq and is a predicted model, not a curated record.